Messenger RNA from Didymosphaeria variabile, 1320 nucleotides. RefSeq names its product 26S proteasome regulatory subunit 7 (gene RPT1). The coding region runs from base 1 to 1320 and encodes 439 amino acids. Gene Ontology annotation, cellular component: proteasome regulatory particle, base subcomplex. The transcript has 4 exons. NCBI's taxonomy places the organism in Eukaryota, Fungi, Ascomycota, Dothideomycetes, Pleosporales, Didymosphaeriaceae. Gene Ontology annotation, molecular function: proteasome-activating activity; ATP binding; ATP hydrolysis activity. Gene Ontology annotation, biological process: proteasome-mediated ubiquitin-dependent protein catabolic process. The record is from RefSeq and is a predicted model, not a curated record.
AUGCCCUCCGCCACGGGCUCCAACUGGGAGAAGUACCAGAAGAACUUCGCCGAUGACGAGGUUGAGGAGAAGAAGAUCACACCUCUGACCGAUGAGGACAUUCAAGUCCUGAAGACGUACGGUGCGGCACCGUAUGGCGCAGAGCUCAAGAAGCUUGAGAAGGAAAUCAAGGACAAGCAGCAAAUCAUAAACGAGAAGAUUGGUGUCAAGGAAUCGGAUACCGGUCUUGCACCUCCACAUCUAUGGGACAUCGCCGCCGACCGACAACGUAUGCAAGAAGAACAGCCCCUCCAGGUCGCCCGAUGCACAAAAAUAAUACAAGAUGAGAAGGACCCGGAGAAGAGCAAAUAUGUCAUCAACGUGAAGCAAAUCGCCAAGUUCGUUGUCAACCUCGGCGAGCGGGUAUCACCGACGGAUAUCGAGGAGGGCAUGCGUGUCGGUGUCGAUAGGAACAAGUACCAGAUCCUCCUCCCGCUACCGCCAAAGAUCGACCCCUCGGUGACUAUGAUGACGGUCGAAGACAAGCCCGAUGUCACGUACGGCGAUGUCGGUGGCUGCAAAGAGCAGAUCGAAAAGUUGCGAGAAGUUGUCGAGAUGCCCCUCCUCUCUCCCGAGCGAUUCGUGAACCUUGGUAUCGACCCUCCCAAAGGUGCCCUUCUCUACGGUCCUCCAGGUACCGGCAAGACGCUCUGCGCUCGAGCUGUCGCGAAUCGGACAGACGCUACUUUCAUAAGAGUUAUUGGCUCCGAGCUAGUACAGAAGUACGUGGGUGAGGGUGCACGAAUGGUGCGUGAGCUCUUCGAAAUGGCGCGGACAAAGAAGGCGUGCAUCAUCUUCUUUGACGAAAUCGAUGCAGUAGGAGGUGCACGUUUCGACGACGGCGCAGGGGGUGACAAUGAAGUCCAGCGAACCAUGUUGGAGCUCAUUACCCAGCUCGACGGCUUUGACUCGCGCGGAAACAUCAAGGUCAUGUUCGCUACCAACAGGCCAUCCACACUCGACCCCGCACUCAUGCGUCCCGGUCGUAUCGAUCGAAAGAUCGAGUUCUCGCUGCCGGAUAUGGAGGGGCGUGCCAACAUCUUGCGUAUCCAUGCUAAGAGCAUGAGUGUGGAGCGCGACAUCCGUUGGGAGCUCAUCUCGCGAUUAUGCCCGAACAGCACGGGUGCUGAGCUGAGGAGUGUAGCGACCGAGGCGGGUAUGUUUGCUAUUCGUGCGAGGAGGAAGGUAGCGACCGAGAAGGACUUCCUGGCUGCCGUGGACAAGGUCAUCAAGGGCAACUUGAAGUUCAACUCCACGGCCACUUACAUGCAGUACAACUAG